AUGCGCACAUGUUCGGUUUUGAUCUGUUUUUCAAUCAUUUUUCAAAUACUCAAUGUUGUCGAAUCACAACUUACUUAUCGGGUAGGUUACUGUAGGUUUGGGGAAGGGGGGUUUGGAAAUUCGGAUUUUUGGACUGAUGUUGAGAAAAAUUAUGAUUUAAAAAGAUCUGAUUGAAAAACAACAUUAAAUUUUUGCCUUUCCGCAGCGUAAAUAACAAUUAAAAAAAAAAUUCAAAACGUAAGAGUGUUAAUUUCCUGAGUUUUUUUUUUGUCACAUUUUAAAAUUAACUAAUUUCGGAAGUAAAUUCAAAAUUUUCUCCCAUUUUUCAUUGUCAGGUCACAUUCAAGUUGUUCAAGUAAUUUCAUUCUAUUCUAUUUUACAGAAACCCGAACCAAGCACCGAUUUAAAUCGACGACAAACUCAAAAUCGAGCAAGAAAAUCUGAAAGUUAUGAUCAUGUUAGAGAUAUUGUAAGUCCACUUUCCCAACAUUUCAACAAACUUUUUUUUCUUAAAAUAGAUUGAUAAUGGUAUAGUCAAUGAAGAUCUUCGUGUUUAUACAUCUGAAUUUGCUCGAAAAGUUCGCGAUGAUGAAAAAGUGAAUCAUGGUCGAGACAAAAUGAAAUAUCAACAAUACGAUUAUGAUUAUCCAAUUCAUCAAUUAUGUGAAGAAGAAAAAUCAGGUCAAAGGGAAACUGAUACAUUGGAUUGGUAAGGGAACAAAUAUAUAUUAUAUUGAAAACUAGCAAUCUGAAAUAUUAUAGGACCGAAUCCGGUGAUCGUCUUCUCAAAAUAAUUGGCAACGGUGUAGUAGAAAACGGGUAUAAUAUGUUUAUGGCACCCGGUCAAUCAAGAAAAAAACAAACUGAUGUUCAUGUUGCCAUUUAUAUUGAAUCAAUGGGUUCAUUCAAAGCUCAAUCUAUGGUAACUUGAACCAUUUUUUUUGGAAGUUCAGAAAAUAAAAUUGAGAUUUUUUGUAGGACUUCGAGGUAGAUAUGUAUUUGGCAAUGGGUUGGUUUGAUCGCCGACUUGCUCAUAAUUGUACACAUCCUAUUUUGGUCACUAAUAAGGUUUGAUUUUUUGGGAGAUUUUCAAUUGGAACUGAAGAAUUUUCUCGAUCCAGUUCUUAGGCUCCAACAAAAAAAUAUUUUUUUUCAGCAUAUUGCUGAUCGAAUGUGGUAUCCCGAUUUAUAUUUUGUUAAUUCAAAAUAUGCAUAUUUGCAAGAAGUAACAACUCCAAAUCUUCUUGUUGUUGUUUAUCCCGAUGGUUUAAUUUUCAAAUCAAUGAGACUUGAUGUCACAUUAUCUUGUAUGAUGGAUCUGAAAUAUUUUCCAUUGGAUACUCAGGAAUGUCCACUAACCAUUCAAUCUUGUAAGUUUUUGUAACUCUGAAGUUAGAGUGAAAAUUGUAUUAUUUCAAUAAAGGAAAAUAAAGGGAGGUCCACGUGGAUUUCUUUUAAAUUUAUUCUGUUUGGAAAAUAAAUCACAUAACUUUCAGUUGCCUACAUCGAACAAAUUGUAAAUGUGACAUGGCGUGAAGAUAAUCCAAAUUUUCCGAUAACUUGGAAUGCAGAUAUAAAGGUUAGUUGGUUUUUUUGUUUUCAAAAAACGUUCACAUCUAAAAAUUGACUUUUUUUUUGAUUUACAGAAGGUAAAAUUCCAAGUUCAGGCAAAAAUAAGUUUAUCAGAUGUUUAUCUUAACUUUAUGGUUAGGAAUGAAAUAUAAUCGCAUGAGAUUUUUCUGAAUUUGUACUUUAUUCUUUACAUACACUAAUUUUCAGAAAAGUUUUAUCCUCACUGUUUUUUGUUUUUUUUUAGAGAAUGAAAAAUAUGAUGAAAAUCUGAAUUAUUCUUCUUAAUCUAUUUAAUUUUCAGUUGAAUGAUAUGGAACUUAUGAGAAGUCGAUAUAUAAAAUGUCCAGGACCAUAUCCAAUGUUUCGAGGAGAAGGAACAUGGAGUUGUAUAAGAGGAUAUAUUAUUAUGAAACGUUUGGUACUUUUUCAUAUAAUUCAAACAUAUAUUCCAACUGCAAUGUUAGUUUCAAUUUCUUGGAUGUCAUUUUGGUUGGAUCCUCGAGCAAGUCCAGCAAGAAUAUCACUUACAAUUACAACACUUCUUACUUUAACUACAAUGAGUAAUGGUGCAAGACAAGAUCUUCCCCAAGUGUCUUAUAUAAAAGCAUUGGAUGUUUGGCUAACUUUUUCGCAAGCAUUGAUUUUUUUGGUACUUUUGGAAUAUUCAUUUGUUUCAUAUUAUAUGACUAAGAGAACAUCAAAUUGUCAUCAUCGAUCACCAUUUUAUGAAGAAAGAAUUCAAGAAGUUUCAAAAAGAGCAAAUGAUUCAAAUGAUUUGAAAUGUAGAAAAUCUCCCAAGUUAGCUCAUUUGAAUGAAGCAAUGACAACUGAUUUAAAUCGAAAUCCAACAAAAGCAAAAUCAUUUUCAAUAACUCAUGGAAUAUCAGCUUGUUUAAAUGAAAGUGCUGCAUUGGUAUCAAGUGUGAAUCCAAGAAUGUUCAAUAAAUUUGAUAAUCAUAAUAAACCAUGUGCAAGAUGUGCAGAGAAAAAUGAGAAAAUUGCUUUUAUGAUUGAUGAACGUGAGUUAAAUUGUGAGUUAAAAUUUUGAUCGAAACAUGGUUUUUUUGCAGAUAGUCGAUGGUUAUUUCCAGCUGUUUUCACAAUAUUUUGUGGUUCAUAUUGGAUAUAUUAUUCAACUAUUCCAAAAUAUGUUCAAACAAAUUGA
Molecule: messenger RNA, 2737 nt
Organism: Caenorhabditis angaria
Lineage: Eukaryota; Metazoa; Nematoda; Chromadorea; Rhabditida; Rhabditidae
Source: the annotation of a GenBank genome assembly